UAUGCCGUCUUAAGUUUACUUAUGCAGAUCGCCGACUCAUCCCAUGGUGGUUGACGGCAGCGUCUGACAUGAGAAAUUCGAGAUGCGAGCGACGAGCUGGUCGUUAAUGAACCGAAAUCUCGUCAUCGCGGAGGAAGUGCUACUGCUGCUGCUGCUUUUACUGCAUUUUACUGCUGGAAAGGGAAAACGAGUCUCAGAAGAGUGAAACGCACGACAAAGAAGAAGAUGAAGAUACGGGAGGACGUGUAGGACAUUCAAGCGGAAGAGGAAGAAGAGUACGACAACUCGUGGAUGGAAAAGAGAGUAAGAAGAAGAGGAAUGACGAGGAAGAUUGGACGUCUUUGAGAAGAUCAAACGGCGAGCGGGGAGGAGCUGCUGCGGCUGAACCGCUAAUAUGCGUACCGGAAAAAGUGCAAUGUCCUCCUUCGGAGGCGUGAUACUGGCGGCGAUGUGUAGGAAUUAAAGAGAGCACGGCAAUCUCCACGAUCUCGAGAUCGUCUUGAAACUGUCACUGCCAGUUUCGGACGCUGCGACGAGAAAAGGAAGAAGGAGAAUUUUAUUAUAUGCACCGUCAGGUGAAAUUCACUGAAGAAAGAUAGAGUGGAAAGAUACGGAGGAGAGAAAAAGACAGAGAAAAAGAAAAUACGAAACACGAAAGAGAAUUAUUACAUGUUCUGAUACAACAUUCUCUGAGAGAAGAUAGGCGAGAAGAGUGUAGCAGAAGAAAGUAUCAAGAGAAGGGAGAAAGAAAGAGAGAAUCGAAUUUUUGCCCGGUUGUUGCACCACGUGGACGCAAUGCAAUAAAGCUCCGUGUAUGAUUAAUCGCUUGAGUAGUCUGAUCUUUAAUUUACUUCGCUUCUUCUUUCUCGAUGCCCUUUACCGGUAGAUGAUGAAAAAUGCUGCGAGCGACUUUUUAAUCUGGAUUUAUCGCUUGACACGAUUUAUUAGCGGAAUCAUGUGUAUGUAUGACGUAGAUACGUGAUUUAAUUUACUAUCGAAACGCGAUAGUAACAGUCAAAUUUCGUGUUCAAUGUUGUGUUCAUUUUUUAUCAGCGUUGAUUCUGGAAAAAAGACGUUUUCUCAAAACGAUCAAUCGAUAGCCACCGUAAUUCGGUGGUUCACCGCGUUGUGUUCGUCCUACUUUUUGCAUCAAGCACUGCCAUAUAAGUACUCACUGCCUACCAGCGCAUAUUACUUUAUGUUACACGACAUAAUCCGAGCCACAGUACCGUCUUCCGAUAUGUCUUUCGCCGUAGACUGUCUGAAUUUCGCGCUCCUCUUCGUUUGCACGCGCGUGUUCCAUCUCGCACUUGGUAUCAGCGCACAGUAUUAUAAGGCCCAAUUGGAUGCGCAUUUAAAACUUCACGGAGAAAAGUGGGCGAGCGAGGAUGUGCGGAAAUGCAAAUUAUGCAACAAACAAUUCGUACAGCCCGCACUCUACCGAAUGCACAUUCGCGAGCAUUACAGGACGAAGAUAGUAAAACAAACUAAGAGGGGAACGAAACAUAAAACAAUGUACAAAUGUACCAUAUGUUUGAAGACUUUCCAAAAACCGAGCCAAUUAAUACGACAUAUCAGAAUACAUACCGGAGAAAAGCCCUUUGAGUGUACUGUCUGCAACAGGGCGUUUACGCAAAAGAGUUCGCUACAAAUCCAUGCAUGGCAACAUAAGGGCAUUCGGCCACAUGCCUGCAGUCUCUGUAACGCCAAAUUUAGUCAAAAAGGAAAUCUAAAGGCGCACAUACUCAGAGUGCACAAUGCACCAGAAGGUGAAUCAACGUAUGCGUGUUCCUAUUGUUCCUGCGUCUUUAAGAGGCUGGGCAGUUUAAAUGGACACAUAAAGCGAAUGCAUUCUGUUACCUCGGAGGAAUUCAGCGCAAAAUCCUCGGAAGCUAAUCGUAUCUCGUCGGAAGCUGAAAUGCGUGCGACCGUCGACAGUGUUAUAUCACAAUUGGCAUCUUUGGAAUCCGUUGUGAAUAAUACUGCAGAUUCCACAAGAACUACGACCUUAAGUGCGGAGCAGAAUGAUAUUUUGCAACAGGCAUUAAAAAACAGCGGUUUACCGAAUAAAAACGAUGUCGUUUCGAAAGAACCAAAGAAAACUGAUUCAUCAACGUCGUAUGUCACGCUAGUAGACAGAACUGCUGGUGGUACUUCGAGGAAGUAUCUCACUAUAAAACAACGCUGCGUAGGAAACGUACGAUGGUAUGCGUGUUCAUUUUGCCCAAAAGAAUUCAAAAAGCCGUCGGAUCUAAUACGUCAUUUGCGCGUACACACCCAAGAGAAACCCUUCAAGUGUAUGUAUUGCGUGCGUUCUUUUGCGCUAAAAUCGACAAUGAUAGCGCAUGAGCGGACUCAUACUGGGGUGAAGAAAUACGCCUGCGAGUCCUGCGAUAAAACCUUUGCGUGUCAUAACAGUCUUACCGCUCACACAAAAUUACACACGAAACCGCACAAGUGCAAUAUAUGCGACAAAUCAUUUAGCGCAAGCACCAUCCUAAAAAAUCACAUGAAGAGCCACACGCGGGAGAAGCCGAAGAUAUCGCCGGAGGCGGAAAGUCUAGUGCCGCAAGUGGUACUGCAAGAACCGCUUGUCAUUAGCGACGCUGGUAAUAAAAUCAGCGUAGCACAGGUGCAGUCGAAACAGAAACAAUUAUACGAAAGUGUCGGCGUAACCAGGCCGCAUGAAUGUUGGGUUUGUCACGCGGCAUUCAGGAAAGUUAGUCACUUGAAGCAACAUUUUCGCAGACAUACGGGCGAACGUCCUUAUAAGUGUCCCAAGUGUGACAGGAGAUUCACAUCGAACAGUGUUCUGAAAUCUCACUUACAUACGCACGACGAUACGAGGCCGUAUAGUUGUUCUGUAUGCGACACGAAAUUCUCGACGCAGAGCAGCAUGAAGAGGCAUUUGGUCACACAUAGUAAUAAAAGGCCAUACAUGUGUCCAUACUGUCACAAAACGUUUAAGACAUAUGUCAAUUGCCGAAAGCACAUGAAGAGGCACAAACACGAGCUGGCACAACGGCAAUUGGAAGAACAAAAGAUGCAAGCUCAGAAGGAUUCACAGCCUUCGAGCGAAGCUAAGGAAGCUACAUCAUCGUUACCGGAGAGCAUCACUCUAACCGAAGAUAUGGAGGUGUCCUUUCAACCACAAAUGGCACCAGAUUUUACGCAGGCUUUUUCUGAUCAGUUUCAAAAUAUCAACACGGAGAAAGAAAAAUCCUUUUUACUACCGGAUAAUACAACGCCAUCGAUAGUGAAUCAAAAUUUAUCUGUCGACACAACUAAUUUAAGAACGUCGCAAACUUUACACGCCGAUGAAACUGGUACUAUCACGUUACCUAAUUACUCAGGGGAUCAAACUUUCACGCCGGAAAGUAUACGAGAGAUAGAGGAGACUCUAAAUCAGCAGUUAUUCAACAUGGGCAUGAAUCUCGAGCUGGAAACAAACAAUUUGCCGAGGCAGGUGGACGAAGCGAACACAAAUUCUCUCGACAAUUCUAGAGAACAGCCGGUGCUCAAUAUUAUAUAUGAACAUAACAAAUCUCUGGAAUCAUCAGGCAAUACCAUAUUUAUGUCACAAUUUGAUUCAUUUGAUAUGAACCAAAUAACAUUGCAGACGGAUAACGAUAUAGACAUUGGUUUAAAUCCAAGCAACUCUAUGAGUAUGUCCAGUAUUUUGCCCAGAUCCGUGGAAAGUCAACAAGAAAAACAACAAGCUGUUCCAGUUACUACAGCUAGCAAUAUAGACACUUCUCAAAUUACGAGAAAUACUCAUCUGGUGGUAAUAAAUCCUAAGGAAAAUUGUUCGGAAUUAGUGAGACUUUCACAAAUAUGCCCGUCGAAGUACUCAAAAGUCAUCGCAAAAGCGGAUACCACAAAUGGAUCGGAGAUGCAAGGCAUAAAUGGGCAUGAAAAGACACCACAAAAAAGUAAUGCUAAAUCGUGUGAAAACGAAAGAAAUUCUUUUAUGAAGAAUUUUCAAAGUACAAUGCCAUCAAAGACGCUUGUUUCAUCUGACAUAACGGACAACUCAGCCAAAAUAUCGCAGUGUAACACUCUGCUGCAAUGUCACGUGUGCGGCGAUCAAGGUUUUUCGACAGAGAAAUUGAAGGAACAUUUGAAAUCUCAUCGUGGUGACAAAGAGUAUGAAUGUUCUGAGUGUUCCCAGCGAUUCUGCACGAACCGCGGUCUCAGUAAGCACCUGAAGAUGCACAUGAACAAACAGCGAUGGAAAUGCAUGAUAUGUCAAAAAGUAUUGGACAGCAAACUGCAAAUGAAAUAUCACAGCAAAAUUCAUACCGCAACUUGGAAUGUUUCGUCCAUGGAGCCGGACACUUCUCAGAAGAAUAUUAUUUCCUCGAGUUCCGGUUUAACAACGCUGGAUGUCCGAGCAGAUUCAAACUCGUCCGUUUCUGAGAAGGUUUUGAUGGCCGCAGUCGCCGAGAAAAAAAGCAUGGACCGCGCUGAUGAGAAUAUAGUGAAGAAAGAGAUAAGGGAAUACACUAAUAAAUGCAAGUACUGUCCGAAAACUUUCCGUAAACCAAGCGAUCUCAUCAGGCACAUUCGCACGCAUACGGGUGAACGACCUUACAAGUGUGAUCACUGCAACAAAAGCUUCGCGGUCAAGUGUACUUUGGAUUCGCACAUGAAAGUUCACACGGGCAAGAAGACAUUCUAUUGCCAUGUCUGCAGCAGCUUGUUCGCUACAAAGGGCAGUUUGAAGGUUCACAUGCGAUUACAUACAGGUUCGAAACCAUAUAAAUGUCUCGUGUGCGAUCUUCGAUUCCGCACUUCGGGUCAUAAGAAGGUACAUAUGUUGAAGCACGCAAGAGAGCAUAAAGGUGGCGCAAAACGUAAGCCGAAACACUUCAAGGUUGCUGCGGUGGCAGAAGCGGCGGCCAGCCUCGAAAAACUCGGCAAUAGUUCUCUUGAUAAUGCGUCAACAACGACGACUACUGCCAUAAUCAACGAUGAAGCCGCGCCGUUGCAGAAUCUGAAUUAUCCCACGUUAGAGCAAACAGUGAAUCUUGGUACCGCGGUUCAUUUGCCGAAUCAAAUCGCGUUUAAUCAUACCGACACCACGACGACAAUUCUCAAUAACAAUUCCAUACUGUCUGUAAACGAAAACAACGAACUAGUCGCGAAUCUGCAAUUCUUGUUAGCAAAUGGUCUCGUAACUUUUCAAACGGACGAUACCCUGCUGACGCAAUCAACGACAAACAGUUCCGAUGCUACCGGCGCCGGAAUGCCAACUAACAUGAUCGAGUUAGUUAAUCCGGAUCCUUUUCAGGAAGCUUGCAACUUGGGUAACGCCAAUCACGUGGUAAUAACCAGUCAAGUGCCAGCGGAGACGACGACCGCGGAUACGAGCAACACGGCAGUUAUUCAGAUGAACAAUUGUAUGCCUCCUGUAUCUAUGGUACAAAUUCAGACUCAAGAUACAAAUAGCGUUGGUGUGUUUGAAGCGAAAACGAGUAAUCAAACAACGACAGCAACUAUGGCGAAAGCUUCGGCGCAGCCUUCAAGUAAGGAAUGCGACGUAUGUGGAAAAACGUUCAUGAAGCCAUAUCAAAUGGAACGACACAAACGCAUUCAUACAGGGGAAAAACCGUUCAAGUGCGAGCAGUGCGGCAAGUCGUUUGCGCAAAAAUUUACGCUGCAUCUGCAUCAGCAGCACCACACCGGUGAUCGGCCGCACUCUUGUCCGCACUGCAAGCGCCUUUUCACGCAGAAAUGCAACUUACAGACACAUCUAAAACGCUUCCAUCAGACGGUCAUGCUCGAUGUUAAAAAGUUGAAGAAUGGCCAACAGAUGCUGGGCACACUUCUACAAGACAAUCAAGGCGGCACUACUAAGCUGCUAAACCUAGACGACAUACUGGUGGUAGAUUUUCUCAAGUAA
Molecule: messenger RNA, 5905 nt
Organism: Trachymyrmex septentrionalis
Lineage: Eukaryota; Metazoa; Arthropoda; Insecta; Hymenoptera; Formicidae
Product: zinc finger protein 236-like
Exons: 20
Coding region: 1031-5905 (1624 amino acids)
Biological process (GO): regulation of transcription by RNA polymerase II
Cellular component (GO): nucleus
Molecular function (GO): DNA-binding transcription factor activity, RNA polymerase II-specific; RNA polymerase II transcription regulatory region sequence-specific DNA binding
Source: RefSeq, a predicted model, not a curated record